Caenorhabditis elegans is the source of this 1570-nucleotide messenger RNA. RefSeq names its product Vesicular GABA transporter (gene unc-47). The coding region runs from base 1 to 1461 and encodes 486 amino acids. The transcript has 7 exons. Gene Ontology annotation, cellular component: cytoplasmic vesicle membrane. The record is from RefSeq and is marked reviewed. Lineage: Eukaryota; Metazoa; Nematoda; Chromadorea; Rhabditida; Rhabditidae.
AUGGCGUCGAAUAGAUUUCAAAAUUUGCAAAAUUGGACAAAUAAACAUGUGUUCAGCAAUUCGCUGGACUACUGGAAUCAGGAGCUUAACGAGGUUCCAUCCUAUCAGAACCAACCUCAGACGGGAGAAUCAGGAUCAAAUCCCCCACCUCAUGACCGCUUGGAGCCAAUUCAAGAAUCAGUUGUUUCUGAGCAACCACAAAAAGACGACAUAAACAAACAAGAAGAAGCAAAAGACGAUGGACAUGGAGAAGCAUCAGAGCCAAUAUCAGCUCUUCAGGCAGCAUGGAAUGUCACAAAUGCUAUCCAGGGAAUGUUUAUAGUUGGUCUUCCAAUUGCAGUAAAGGUUGGUGGAUGGUGGUCUAUUGGUGCAAUGGUUGGAGUUGCGUACGUUUGCUACUGGACAGGGGUGCUCCUUAUCGAGUGUCUAUAUGAAAAUGGGGUGAAAAAGCGAAAAACGUAUCGAGAAAUUGCUGAUUUCUACAAACCUGGAUUCGGAAAAUGGGUUCUUGCUGCACAACUUACAGAACUUCUAUCAACUUGCAUUAUCUAUUUGGUACUUGCUGCAGACCUUCUACAGAGUUGUUUUCCAAGUGUUGACAAAGCCGGAUGGAUGAUGAUUACCUCAGCAUCUUUACUAACGUGCUCAUUUCUUGAUGAUCUACAAAUUGUGUCUCGUUUGUCAUUUUUCAAUGCAAUAUCUCAUUUGAUUGUCAAUCUGAUCAUGGUCCUUUACUGUCUGUCAUUCGUCUCACAAUGGUCUUUCUCAACGAUCACAUUUUCAUUGAAUAUCAACACUCUUCCGACAAUUGUUGGAAUGGUUGUUUUCGGCUACACAUCUCAUAUAUUCCUUCCAAAUUUAGAAGGAAAUAUGAAAAAUCCUGCUCAAUUCAACGUAAUGUUAAAAUGGUCACACAUCGCCGCUGCUGUGUUCAAAGUUGUUUUUGGAAUGCUCGGAUUUCUCACAUUUGGAGAGCUUACACAGGAGGAAAUUUCAAAUUCUCUGCCUAAUCAAUCAUUUAAAAUUCUGGUGAACCUGAUUUUAGUGGUCAAGGCUCUUCUAUCAUAUCCGUUGCCAUUCUAUGCAGCUGUUCAACUUUUGAAGAACAAUUUGUUCCUUGGAUAUCCUCAGACACCAUUCACAAGUUGUUAUUCACCGGAUAAAUCUUUACGUGAAUGGGCCGUUACUUUAAGAAUUAUUCUAGUGCUUUUCACACUUUUCGUUGCAUUAUCAGUUCCAUAUUUGGUAGAGUUGAUGGGAUUAGUUGGAAAUAUUACAGGAACAAUGUUAUCAUUUAUCUGGCCGGCACUAUUCCACCUUUAUAUCAAAGAAAAAACUCUCAAUAAUUUUGAAAAACGAUUUGAUCAAGGAAUUAUAAUAAUGGGAUGUAGUGUGUGCAUUUCUGGUGUCUACUUCUCAUCAAUGGAACUUCUCAGAGCAAUCAACUCUGCUGAUUCUUAACUCAAAAUUCAAGACAUUUUUUAAUUUGCCAUUCUGAAUUAGUUUAAUAUCACAGAACACUUUUUCCUUGUCUUUUUUGGAUGUUUUAAUAAAUAUAAUGCUUGUGAAA